Molecule: messenger RNA, 1509 nt
Organism: Effrenium voratum
Lineage: Eukaryota; Dinophyceae; Suessiales; Symbiodiniaceae
Source: the annotation of a GenBank genome assembly
AUGCUGCGGCACGGCCCUGGUUUUACAGGCCAGGAUGAGCCGCAGGCCCCAGGCAGCUGGGUGCUCGGAGCCCUGCUCUCAGAGGCCGCCGCCGUGCUGACCACGCUGGCCAACGUUUUCGCGCGAAGAGCCUUCACCGGAUCGGAGCCUGGGGGAGUCCCCGACUGGCGCCAAGCCCGCGGCGCUCCGCCCGGGGCUCGCACCCGACGGCGAGACCGAGCGAAGGGCAUUAUUCGCAGCUACCGCGCAGGCACCUGGUGGAGCUGGUGCCUGCUGAAGUGGGAGAAGGUCUCACAGCGCUGCUGGGACUUCCUCGAGGACGCCAACAUCUGCAAAGGCAACCGUGCUGCGCAGCUGGACAGGCCUUAUGAAGAUGAGCCGGACGAGCGGGCGGCGCCAGACGCCCGGCGGCGCGCGCCGCUGCAGGUUCUGGAUGUGGGCCUGGUGGAAGUCUUCUGGAAGGCGGACAUGUGGUGGAGCUUUGUCUUCCGAGGACUUGGCGUCAUUCUCUGGUGGGAAGCGGGAUGUAAGGCUCCGGUGACGACUGUAGCUCCGCUCUUCCUGGCAGUGCUGCUCUUUUCCAACAUGGUGUGCGGACCUACGUUGCUGAGGGAGCAGUACCGCAGCUACGAGGUUCAGCUGACGCUGGUCUGCCUGCUGAUGAUCCUGGCUGCCGCCUACGUGGAGUCGCAGAUCUUCAACGGGAAGAUGUCGAUUCGGCUGGUGAACCUCCAGAACAUUCAGACGCUCGGCUGCGGUAAGAUUUUCGCGAUCACCUUCAGCAUCAUCGGGUUCUUCCUCGCCUUCGGGUAUUACGGCUGGACUGUGAUCCACCAUCAGCUCUACUCUCGCGAGCGGUUUUGCUCGGAUGCGUCACCCUUCGACUUCUACAGCAAUGCCAUGCUCGGGUACUCUUCAGCUGUGCCGGUCUUGUCUGGCUUGUUGUCCGGGGCCACAUACUUUGAAGGGUAUUUGGGCCUUCCGGUUUGCAACGUACUCAACUCCUUCCAGAUCAACUUGCAGCAGAUGGUGAACCUGGUGGCCGUGCUGCCGUUGCUGGUGGGCUCUUUGUUCUGCUCCCUCGAGGGCGCGCGCCGCUUUGAUUGCCGCUACUUCGUGCCAGCUUCCUCUACAGUAGGCUAUUUGGUGGCGUCCUUCAUGCGCAUCUUGCUUGUUGGUAAGCUCAACGUAGCCACCGGCAGCUUGGUGUUCUGCCUUUUGAACCACGUCCUGCUGGUCUGCGUCCCUUUCCUUUGCAUCUCACGUCGACCUGCAUCGAUUCAGCUGCCCCACACCUUGAAAGAGGAAGUGGAGUCAGAGCCCACCGCUGGCUCCACCAGCACAGAGCUGAAAAGCCAUGGCACAGUGGACUCACUUGAGAUGCAUGCGACCCCGCUGCUGGAGUGCGAUGACCAGGACGCCUCCACAAGUGCGGCCCGCACGGUGAUCCAGUCCUUCCAGCGGAUCGCCGUGCUGAAGUUGACACCCCCGAGGAGCAGAAGACUUUGA